AUGACCGAAACAUUCCAUGGCUAUAUUGAUACUACACAAGAUGUACUAUUGGUAUUCGAAGGUUGUCGUCGAGGUCUUCUUCCAAGAGUCAGUCGUAGGCUACAAGAAAAAGAAAGAAAAUUGAUUCAAUCAGGCUCUGUAUUUGUCUUUUGUGAAAGGGAAUCAGGGGUGAAACGAUGGACUGAUGGUUUAGUAUGGAGUCCUUCUCGUAUCCUUGGCAAUUUUUUGAUUUAUCGUGAAUUGGAAAAAAGAAAUGGAGAAAAACGUAUACCUAAUGUGGAUCCUCGUCUACGGAGUUAUAGUAUGGAUGCUUCAUCUACUGUACAAGCAGCUGGUGGUGGGUUUUUGUCAGAUCGGGCCAAAGAAAAGAAACUUGUUGGUAGUUUAUCGGAUGUUUACAAUUUUCGACCUGAUGGACUUAUCAAGAAAACAAUGUCUAUUGUGGUGAAUGGUAGUACGCAACAUUUGAUCUCUUAUUAUCAUCCACAAGAUAUUAUUGAAAACAGAUUACGAAGACCUUCUUCUGUUCCUGAAUUAGCAAGUUUGGAAAUUUCUCCUGAAUUAUUGGUCAAACAAAAUUUUCGUAUUCCUCCAUUUAUUGAAGCUUCUGAAGCA
This is a messenger RNA of Halteromyces radiatus, 615 nucleotides long. Its product is annotated as Gti1/Pac2 family-domain-containing protein. Gene Ontology annotation, molecular function: DNA binding. The annotation marks the transcript as partial. The record is from RefSeq and is a predicted model, not a curated record. Lineage: Eukaryota; Fungi; Mucoromycota; Mucoromycetes; Mucorales; Cunninghamellaceae. The transcript is spliced from 2 exons.